Messenger RNA from Gilbertella persicaria, 1254 nucleotides. RefSeq names its product 3-deoxy-7-phosphoheptulonate synthase. The transcript is spliced from 4 exons. The record is from RefSeq and is a predicted model, not a curated record. The coding region runs from base 44 to 1138 and encodes 364 amino acids. Gene Ontology annotation, biological process: aromatic amino acid biosynthetic process. Gene Ontology annotation, molecular function: 3-deoxy-7-phosphoheptulonate synthase activity. NCBI's taxonomy places the organism in Eukaryota, Fungi, Mucoromycota, Mucoromycetes, Mucorales, Choanephoraceae. Gene Ontology annotation, cellular component: cytoplasm.
GUGCAUGUUGUAUUUUCUUUCGAAUUGAUCUUUAUUAAAAAAAAUGUCUGCUUUUUCUGCUUUAAACGAACUUGAUGACAAGCGUAUCACUAAUAUCAAACCUCUUAUUCCCCCUCAAAUUCUUAUGGAAGACCUUCCUUUAAAUUUGAAAGCUGCUGAAACUAUCUUGGAAGGAAGACAAGGCGCAGAAGAUAUCAUUCAUGGUAAAGAUGACCGUCUCUUAGUCGUGGUUGGUCCUUGUUCUAUUCAUGAUGUCAAGGCCGGUUUAGAAUAUGCUGAAAAAUUGAUUGAAUAUGCUAAAUCUGCUAAAGAAGAUUUGCACAUUAUUAUGCGUGUCUAUUUCGAAAAACCUAGAACAACUGUUGGUUGGAAAGGCCUUAUUAAUGACCCUAAUUUGAAUAACACCUAUCAAAUCAACAAGGGUCUUCGCAUUGCAAGAAAGUUAUUACUUGAUCUAAACGAAAUGGGUAUUCCCGCAGCUUGUGAGUUUUUAGAUACCAUUUCUCCUCAAUACACAGGUGAUCUUGUCUCUUGGGGUGCUAUUGGUGCUCGUACAACCGAGUCCCAAGUACAUAGAGAAUUAGCGUCCGGUCUUUCUUGUCCUGUAGGCUUCAAAAAUGGUACAGAUGGUGGUAUGCGAGUAGCUAUUGAUGCCAUUGGUGCUGCUAGUCAUGGACACCAUUUUUUAUCUGUAACCAAGCAAGGUUUAUCUGCUAUUGUUCAAACUGCUGGUAAUAAGUCUUGUCAUGUCAUUCUUCGUGGUGGUAAAUCAGGGCCCAACUAUGAUGCUCAACACAUCAAGGCUGCUGCUGCUGAACUUGGUAAUAGCAAAUUAAACCCCGUUGUCAUGGUAGAUUGUAGCCAUGGCAAUUCUUCUAAAGAUCACCGCCGUCAACCUGUAGUUGCUAAGGAUAUUGCUGAUCAAUUAGCUAAUCCAGUCGAGACUGGCAACAAUAUUGUAGGUGUAAUGAUUGAAUCGAAUCUAGUGGAAGGACGCCAAGACAUUCCUGCUGAUGGCCCUCAUAAAUUGACUUAUGGAAAAUCCAUUACAGAUGCUUGCAUUAAUUGGGAAGAUACAGUCCAAUGUCUAGAAGAACUUAGAAAAGGUGUUCGUGCCAGACGUGCUGCUCGCAAUUAAUAAAGUUGUUGAUAAAUCAUCCUAUUCCUUUAUACAUUUCUUUAAAGCCAAAGUCUAAACAAUCUUGAAGGAUGUCAUAAAUUCUGAAGUAUGGCUUUCUAACAUUACUAUGUAGC